AACCCUCGCCUCUCCGCUGUCCCUUAGAGCGGGAAAAUUUCUUACAGAAGAGAGAGAGAGAGAGAGAGAGGGUUUCUUUCUUCAGGAGCUUGAGAAUGGCGCCAAUUCUGCAGAGCUCACAGCCUUGGGUCGAGAAAUAUCGACCGAAGCAAGUGAAGGACGUGGCGCACCAGGACGAGGUGGUUCGGGUCCUCACCAACACUCUCGAGACCGCUAACUGCCCGCACAUGCUCUUUUACGGCCCGCCGGGUACUGGGAAGACGACGACCGCGCUCGCCAUUGCUCACCAGCUUUUUGGGCCUGAGCUCUACAAAUCUAGAGUGCUCGAGCUCAAUGCGAGUGAUGAUCGUGGGAUUAAUGUGGUUAGAACUAAAAUAAAAGAUUUUGCAGCCGUGGCUGUGGGAUCUGGUCAACGUCAAGGGGGCUAUCCGUGUCCGCCAUACAAAAUUAUCAUCCUGGACGAGGCAGAUUCAAUGACUGAGGAUGCUCAGAAUGCUCUGAGGCGUACAAUGGAGACAUACUCUAAAGUCACAAGAUUCUUUUUUAUAUGUAACUAUAUCAGCAGAAUCAUAGAGCCGCUUGCUUCAAGAUGUGCAAAGUUUAGGUUCAAGCCUCUUUCAGAAGAAAUAAUGACUAGCCGUAUAUUGCACAUAUGCAAGGAAGAAGGUCUCAAUCUGGAUGCAGAGGCUUUGUCAACCUUAAGUACAAUCUCCCAAGGUGAUUUGCGUCGGGCUAUCACAUACUUACAGGGGGCUGCUCGAUUAUUUGGAUCAUCAAUUACUUCAAAGGAUCUAAUAAGUGUCUCUGGGGUAAUCCCACAGGAGGUUGUCGGGGCACUUCUUGCAGCUUGCAAGAGUGGCAACUUUGACUUGGCAAACAAGGAGGUCAAUAACGUCAUUGCAGAGGGAUAUCCAGUCUCCCAGAUGCUCUCUCAGUUAUUUGAGGUGGUUGUAGAAGCAGACGAUAUUUCGGAUGAACAGAAGGCUAGGAUAUGCAAGAGAUUGGGUGAAGCUGAUAAGUGUCUUGUUGACGGUGCGGAUGAGUACUUGCAGCUUUUGGACGUGGCUAGCAACACCAUGCGAGCUCUGUGUAACAUGCCCCAAGAAUUCUCUUAUGAGACUUGAGGGACCUGAAACCUUCAGAUCCAGAGAAAGUUUGUGAUAAUAGUCUAGGGAGAAAUUGGAAACUAAGUGUGUAAAGAGAUUAUAAUUUUUUUAUAUUGGAUGCUGAUGCAAAAGGUCUGAUCCAUUGCUGUGAUGAGGGACUUUCGGGUUGCCCCCUUUUUCAUUAUAUUUUGCAACACAUCCUCCUUUAUCCGAUUAGCCUGCCAGAAUUGUGCCUCCUUAGCUGAUACAAAGGUCUAAUUAUUGGUACGCUUGUGGUUUAAGUAUUGGUUUUUUUUUUUUUUUUU
Eucalyptus grandis is the source of this 1411-nucleotide messenger RNA. RefSeq names its product replication factor C subunit 2. NCBI's taxonomy places the organism in Eukaryota, Viridiplantae, Streptophyta, Magnoliopsida, Myrtales, Myrtaceae. Gene Ontology annotation, molecular function: DNA clamp loader activity; ATP binding; DNA binding. Gene Ontology annotation, cellular component: nucleus; DNA replication factor C complex. The record is from RefSeq and is a predicted model, not a curated record. The coding region runs from base 96 to 1124 and encodes 342 amino acids. The transcript has 12 exons. Gene Ontology annotation, biological process: DNA-templated DNA replication; DNA repair.